Molecule: messenger RNA, 579 nt
Organism: Trichobilharzia szidati
Lineage: Eukaryota; Metazoa; Platyhelminthes; Trematoda; Strigeidida; Schistosomatidae
Source: the annotation of a GenBank genome assembly
UGGAAUUUUGGUGAGCGCAGUAAGAAAUAGGCCCGCGCAAUUUUACUUAUUGCGUUACCCUUAUAUUACUUCACCUACAAUUAAUCGUAAUGGAUCAGAAUAUUAAUUUGAAUUCCUUAACACCUGCACAAAAAGGACAGCUAAUGGAACAAAUGAAAGCUGAAGUUGCUUUGGCAAGCGCCAGAGAGUUAUUGGAAAAAAUGUCGGAUAAAUGUUUUGAAAAGUGUGUUUCCAAACCAGGAACAAGUUUAGAUAACUCUGAACAGGUAACGUUAAACUUUCUUACAUUACUAAGUGGAUAGAAAUGUGUAGGUCUGUGCAUGGAUCGCUAUGUAGAAGCCUGGAAUUUAGUCUCUAAAGUAUUUGCAGCACGUAUAAGACGGGAAGCUGAAAAGUUGUAAAAAUAUACUUUAGUCUCUUCAAAACAUAUUCUGUACAUAGUAUUUUAGAUAUAAACAUGCUUUUAUACUGAAAACACUUGUUUUAUAAAAUUCUAACUCUUACCAAAUAGCCCUGAGUGUAUAAAGUAAACGCUUCAUGCAUAUCUUGAUUUCAAGGAGACCUUCAAGUAAAUUUUAU